AUGCGCAAGCUUCGGCUGCACUUCGUCGUCACAUUAAUUUUUUGCCUUUUAUACGAAGAUGUCUACGGACUGAACAAUUUCAUAGAUAACUUUGAGACGUUGAAUUAUCGGGCAACACAUGUUGCAAAUCAGGUUUCUCGGCGAAAACGAUCUAUUGAUACUGCCUCUUCACACUACCAAGAACCUAUUGGAUUCCGUUUCAAUGCUUAUAAUCGUACUUUUCAUGUUCAAUUGCAUCCCAUCGACGAUUCCUUAUUCCACGAAGACCAUGUUGCUGACGUGGAUGGAGGUUUCGCCGAUAUCAAACCUAGUCAUUUCUUGUAUGAAGGAUAUUUGAGAGAUGAUCCGAAUUCUCAUGUACAUGGUAGUGUGUUUGAUGGCGUCUUUGAAGGACAUAUACAGACUGGAGAAGGAAGGCGUUUCUCGAUUGACAAAUCUGCAAAAUAUUUUGAACGAGACGAUCGGCCCACACAAUAUCACUCAAUUAUCUAUCGAGACGAUGAAAUUAAUCACAGAAAGUGGAGAGUGAAAAGAGAUGCUGAGAAUCUUGCCGAACAAAUGCAAGGAUGUGGUCUUUCCUCCCGAGUUCGUCGCGAAAUGUCAAAUAUUCAGAAUUCUGGCGAGAAUUCCGACUUCUUUACCAACUAUAUGACGAUGUCUGGACGAUCGAAACGAGCGACUCGUGAUUCUGAAGGUCUUUUCUCAGUUCGAACUUGCUCUCUGUACAUGCAAGCAGAUCAUAAACUCUAUGAGCAUAUUCGAAUGAAAGAAGGAAAUAAUGAUCCGAUUCGAACAAGAGAGGAGAUUGUCAGCUUGUUCUAUAAUCAUAUUAAAGCUGUUAACGAGAUUUACGAAGGAACGAAUUUUAAUGGAAUCAAAGGACUUCAUUUCGUAAUUCAAAGAACUUCGAUCUACACUCCCGACAGUUGUGAUCGUGGAAGAGCCAAAACCGAUUCAGAUAACCCGUUUUGUGAAGAGAAUGUUGAUGUUUCCAACUUCUUGAAUCUCAACUCGCAAAGGAAUCAUUCUGCUUUCUGCCUCGCAUAUGCUCUCACUUUCCGUGAUUUCGUUGGUGGAACUCUCGGUUUGGCUUGGGUCGCCAGUCCCCAAUUCAACACUGCCGGCGGAAUUUGUCAAGUUCAUCAGCGUUACAAUGAAGGAAGUCGUGGGUGGGUCUAUCGAUCACUCAACACUGGAAUCGUGACACUUGUCAACUACGGAAAUCGAGUUCCAGCGAGAGUCUCACAAUUGACACUUGCUCACGAGAUCGGACAUAAUUUUGGAUCUCCUCACGAUUUUCCAGCAGAAUGUCAACCAGGUCUUCCCGAUGGUAACUUCAUUAUGUUCGCUUCUGCAACAUCUGGAGAUAAACCGAACAAUGGGAAAUUUUCUCCUUGCUCCGUCAAGAACAUAUCCGCUGUCCUCGCUGUUGUUCUCAAGUCAAUGCCUGUCGAUCCAACUCGCAACGCCAAUCCUGUGGGAAUUGGAAAAAGAAAUUGCUUCCAAGAGAGAACUUCUGCAUUCUGUGGAAAUCAGAUAUUCGAACCGGGAGAGGAGUGUGAUUGUGGUUUCUCUCAAGCUGAUUGCGAUCAAAUGGGUGAUAAAUGUUGUGUUCCUCACGAAGCACGAGGACUUUCAGGACCAGGUCCAUGCAAGAGAAAACCGGGAGCGCAAUGCUCGCCGUCUCAAGGAUAUUGUUGUAACCCGGAUAACUGUUCGCUGCAUGGAAAACACGAGGAAAAGAUUUGUCGACAAGAAUCCGAAUGCUCGAAUCUUCAAACCUGUGAUGGACGAAGUGCUCAAUGCCCAGUUUCCCCACCGAAACACGAUGGAAUCCCUUGUCAAGACAGUACGAAAGUUUGUUCUGCUGGACAAUGUAACGGAUCAGUUUGUGCAAUGUUUGGAUUAGAAGACUGUUUCCUUACUGAAGGAAAACCAGAUGAGCUUUGUUUCUUGGCUUGUAUUAAGGAUGGAAAAUGUACAUCAUCUGUAAAUCUUCCUGAGUUCGCAUCUAACCGUACCAAUUUCCUUCAAAAUAUGCGAAAAGGAAAGCCGGGACUCAUCUUGCAUCCUGGAUCACCAUGUAACAAUUACAAAGGAUAUUGUGAUAUAUUCAGAAAGUGCCGAAGUGUCGAUGCCAAUGGACCGUUGGCUCGACUCAAAAACUUGUUAUUCGAUAAGAGAACUAUUGAAACAUUAACUCAAUGGGCACAGGAUAACUGGUGGGCAGUCGGUGUCGGUGGCCUCAUCUUCCUUGUGAUGAUGGCUUUGUUCGUGAAAUGUUGCGCUGUGCACACACCGAGCACGAAUCCAAACAAGCCGCCAGCUCUGAAUAUUUAUCAAACGCUGACUCGGCCUGGAACUCUCAUUCGACAACAUCGUCAACGUCACCGUGCGGCGGCUGGAAGCGCUCCUACUGCCCCAGCGGGACAAUCCCGUUCUGCCGGUGCACCAACUUCCAGAACAACACCAUCAGCCCGUCCUUCAGCUCCUCCACUUGUCGCUCCUCAAGUUCCAGUUGCCGUUCCUCCGCCACCAGGUGUUGCUGGUCCACCAAUUCCUCUCAUUGCUGCGAUGCCACCAGGAGCAUCUUCAUCGUCUCCUGCUGUGAUCGUCUUGGAACCACCUCCACCAUACACGGCAGCCGAUCCGGGAUCAGCAAUGGGUGGACCGAGAAGAGGACAUCGAAAGAACAAGAGACAAGCGGCUUCUGAUGCGGCACCUUCGUCAGGAAACGGCGGAAAAAAGAAAGGAAAGUAA
Caenorhabditis remanei is the source of this 2760-nucleotide messenger RNA. RefSeq lists its product as uncharacterized. Gene Ontology annotation, cellular component: plasma membrane. The coding region runs from base 1 to 2760 and encodes 919 amino acids. Lineage: Eukaryota; Metazoa; Nematoda; Chromadorea; Rhabditida; Rhabditidae. The transcript is spliced from 10 exons. The record is from RefSeq and is a predicted model, not a curated record. Gene Ontology annotation, biological process: membrane protein ectodomain proteolysis; Notch signaling pathway. Gene Ontology annotation, molecular function: metalloendopeptidase activity.